Molecule: messenger RNA, 2112 nt
Organism: Oldenlandia corymbosa var. corymbosa
Lineage: Eukaryota; Viridiplantae; Streptophyta; Magnoliopsida; Gentianales; Rubiaceae
Source: the annotation of a GenBank genome assembly
AUGAAGAUCACCGGCGGCGGCAGGGCUGAGCUCCAGGAGGGUCAAUCUUCGAGAAAGUUGAACCCUUUUCAAACUUCAGAUCUUCUCCUUGGGAAGCCCGUCAAGUCAGUGGUAAAGCCGCCUCGCCGGAAAAGUAAGGGUUCCGGCAAUGGAAUGCGGUUGAAGAAGGACUUAGCGGGGAAGAAGAGUAGCAGACCGGAGACGCCUUUGCUCCGAUGGAAGUUUGACGAAGGGAGGGAUGACGAAAAUGAGGUCAGUAAGGUUGAGGAGGAGAAGUUAUCGCCGGAGGAGGGUGCCCGGAGAAAUGGCCGGAAAGUUAGAGCUUUGGUGUCUUCCAGGAAGCUUGCUGCUGAGCUAUGGAGAAUGCAGCUGCCGGCGGUGCCCGCAGACGGCGGUGAAAAGUUAGGGUUUCAGUCUGCAGAUAAGUACGUUGGGGUCCGCUUUCAUGGCCAACCUAAGUGCAAAGUUCAUGAUUUAGCAGCUAAGGAUUUGGUUUGGAGUCCCCAAUCCGUUAAUGGUCCAAGAAACGGAUAUUUGUCUAAGGUUGAGACCUCGUUGCAACUUUCAAAUCCUGCCAUGGAGGGUGCGACAAAGUGGGAUCCUGUUGGCUGGAAAACAUCAAGUGAAGUAGGGCCGAGUUUUGAGAAGCAAAAGCACUCUGAUAAUGAAGCAAGAACUUCGGCGUUGAUAUCUGCUCUUCAGACAGAACUUGAGCAAGCUCGAUCACAAAUUCAUGAGCUUGAAUCGGAGCGAAGGUCAUCAAAAAAGAAACUUGAGCACUUUCUAAAGAAACUCAGUGAAGAAAAGGCUGCAUGGCGUAGUAGGGAACACGAGAAAGUUCGUGCAAUUAUUGAUGAUAUUAAAGCUGACCUGAGCAGAGAAAGGAAAGGUCGCCAAAGAUUGGAAAUUGUUAACUCAAAGUUGGUCAAUGAGUUAGCCGAGGCCAAGUUAACAGCAAAGCGCUAUAUGCAGGACUAUGAGAAAGAACGGAAGGCCCGGGAAUUAAUCGAGGAAGUGUGUGAUGAACUAGCAAAGGAAAUCGGAGAAGACAAAGCUGAAGUUGAAGCAUUGAAGCGGGAAUCCAUGAGACUCAGGGAGGAAGUGGAUGAUGAGAGAAAGAUGUUGCAGAUGGCUGAGGUUUGGCGUGAGGAACGGGUUCAGAUGAAACUAGUGGAUGCUAAGGUUGCUCUUGAAGAGAGGUACAAGGAAAUGAACCGGUUAAUCGCGGAUCUCGAGUCUUUUAUGAGUUCAAGAGGUGCCAUACAAAAUUCCGAGGAUAUGAGAGUGGCAGAGAUCCUUAGACAGGCAGCCACCUCUGUGAAUAUCCAGGAUAUCAGGGAAUUUACUUAUGAGCCCCCGAAUUCAGAUGAUAUCUUCUCUGUAUUUGAAGACGUGAAUUUUGGCGAUCCCAGUGAGAGACAAAUUGAACAGUGUGUUGCAUAUAGUCCUGCUAGCCAUGCGACGAAAAUUCAUACUGUAAGUCCUGAAGCUAAUAAUCUGUUUAAUAAAGACAGACAUGCUAGUGCUUAUGUGGAUCGGAGUGGCACUUUAGAAGAGGAGGGAAGUGAAUGGGAAACUGUGAGCCAUCCCGGGGAUCAGGACUCUAGUUACUCACCAGACGGAAGCGAUCCAUCGGUCAGUAAACAUCACAGAGACAGCAAUGUCUCCUUAAGUGGUACGGAAUGGGAAGGAAAUGCAUGUGAAGGAACUCCAAUAACAGAAAUUAGCGAAGUCUGUCACGUACCCGCUCGCCAACAACUGAAGAAGGUCUCUUCGAUAUCAAGGCUCUGGAGAUCGUAUCCAAGCAAUGGCGAUGAUUACAAGAUCAUUUCCGUCGAUGGAUUGAAAGGAAGACUUUCCAAUGGACGGCUUUCAAAUGGCGUUUCGGUAUCUCCCGACCAUGGUUCAGGUAAAGGAGGGCUCAGUCCACCGGAUUUAGCUGGUGAGUGGAGUUCGCCUGAAUCAGGAAAUCCUCACAUAACGAGAGGCAUGAAGGGUUGCAUCGAAUGGCCACGCGGCGGACAAAAGCACAGUCUCAAAUCGAAACUGCUGGAGGCCAGGAUGGAAAGUCAGAAAGUCCAGUUGAAGCAUGUUUUGAAGCAGAAGAUAUAG